Colletotrichum karsti is the source of this 1626-nucleotide messenger RNA. RefSeq names its product vacuolar protein sorting protein 62. Lineage: Eukaryota; Fungi; Ascomycota; Sordariomycetes; Glomerellales; Glomerellaceae. The transcript has a single exon. The coding region runs from base 1 to 1626 and encodes 541 amino acids. The record is from RefSeq and is a predicted model, not a curated record.
AUGUAUUACAUACGGCGCAUCACCAUCACCCUCUCCGUCCUGCUCUCCAUCUCCUUCCUGGCAUGGUUCCUGCCCCGCUACCUGAAUCCCAACCCUCCCGACCCGGCCAAGCAGCGCGAGGACAAGAGAUGGAUCAGUAGCAGCCCGUACUGGGUCGACCGCCAGGCCUGCCGCUGGUUGAGUCUUUGCGGUGUUCACCACCUCUCGUGGGAUCCUGCCGCUCUUCUCCCCUUCAAGAACGACACCGACGGCGACGAAUUGCGUCUUGAGCUGAGAUCCCUGUACACCGACGAGGGACGGCACCAUGGCUGGGAGUCCGUAUCCAGGAUGCGCCAGCCCCAGGACAAGUCCGACGCGAAGACGCUGAAGGAGAUUCCCGACUACGUCCUCAAGUAUGCGCCAUUGGUUCACCUGUACUCGGGUGAGAACUUCUGGCCUGCCGACAUUGCGGAGCACAUCAAGCACAUGACGCCCUACCUUGAGAAGCAAGCAUUGAACCGUUCGGUUCUGCUUUCGGACUUGCACCAGCUCAAUAAGGAGGACGGCAUGGUUUACCUCACAAGCGACGAAGACGUCGAGCAGAGACCCGAGUGGUUGCACAGCCACGUCGGUAUUCCUGAACCCUGGAACGACGACGACGACAACGAAGGCGGCGGUGAAGAAGACGGCGGCAAUGAGGAUAUUCCGAUCGAAGACGAUGAUCAGGUGCACUCUCCGUUGGAAGACACCACAUGGUUCGAUGUCUCUCGCGACCACCCAGUCUACCGCAUUUCGGACCCUCGCCGGUUUCCACAUUUCGUGCCUCACGCCCGCACCGGCGACUUCCAUCUCCGCCGACGGGACCAGAAGCCGCUGCCCCCGCCCGACACGCCUACCCACAAGCCCGAUCAGGAAGGCUACUCCAAGGCCCCAGCUGUGCUAGUUCUCGUCGACAAGGGUUCCGGCAUUGUCGACGCUUUCUGGUUCUUCUUCUACUCGUACAACCUUGGUCAGACCGUCUUGACUAUCCGGUUUGGUAAUCAUGUCGGAGAUUGGGAGCACUGCAUGAUGCGAUUCGAGAACGGCGUGCCCCGUGGCAUUUUCUUCUCCGAACACGAAGGCGGACAGGCUUACACGUACCACGCCGUCGAGAAGCGAGGUGAUCGUCCCGUCAUCUACUCCGCCGUUGGAUCUCACGCCAUGUACGCACAGGCGGGCGAACAUCCCUAUGUGCUGCCGUUCAAGAUGCUCAAGGACGUCACCGACAAAGGCCCCCUCUGGGAUCCUGCAAAGAAUGCCUACUCUUACUGGUACGACUAUGCGCAGGACUUGGACGAGGACCUCGACGAUGAUCUGGACGACAAGGUAGACGUCGCCAGCGGGCAUCGCAAGGAAAACCCCACCAGUCUCGUACCAACAGCUGAGAAUCCCGAUGCGCCAACCUCUUGGUUCCACUACGCCGGCCCGUGGGGUGACAAGCUCUACAGUCUCGCCGAUAUUCGCCAAUGGCGUCUCUUUGCGCAGUACCACUACGUUUCCGGUCCUCUGGGCCCCAAGUUCAAGCGUCUCGACCGUGAGAAGCUUUGUGUCACGACGAGAUGCCGUAUUCUCAACAGUCUGAAGCCAGGGCAGACUUGGUACAGCUAG